AUGUCCAAGCGGAGAAAGAAUCAAGGCUACUUGGCAAUAAUAGCUGCUGUUAGUAUUGGUGCAGCCGCUUAUUUGUGGUGGAGAAAUCACUCCGAGGAUGACUCAGUAUCAAAAUUUAAUCAACAAGAUGAUGGCACUGCUCAAGACAAUCAGAUUAAAGAAAAACCAGCUAUAAAAUUAGGCAAGAAGAGAUUACAUCGAUCAUUAUGUGUUAUAAUUUCUAAUAAGUUAUCAAAUCUAGUGGAGUUGGAUUGGGACGAGAUACUACAAGAAGAUAUAGUAUUCCUAAUCUUACCAUCUGUAAAUGACUUUCAGAACAGUAAUGACAUCAAAACAGAUACACACAAAAUUAUUAAUUGUGACACUGAACUAGGUUUAUGGGCAUGCGUGCGUACUCUAAAAAAGAACGAAUUACUUGUGUGUGCAGAUGAUAUUAAAGUUCCUGAUGAUAUUGGUAGAUACUGCGAUAAAAUCUCACAAAUAAAGUCAUCCCAACAAUUAAUGAACUAUCUCGAUGAGACUUAA
This is a messenger RNA of Nakaseomyces glabratus, 525 nucleotides long. It is a transcript of the gene PEX22, whose product is annotated as ubiquitin-protein transferase activating protein PEX22. The record is from RefSeq and is a predicted model, not a curated record. NCBI's taxonomy places the organism in Eukaryota, Fungi, Ascomycota, Saccharomycetes, Saccharomycetales, Saccharomycetaceae.